Anthostomella pinea is the source of this 1032-nucleotide messenger RNA. NCBI's taxonomy places the organism in Eukaryota, Fungi, Ascomycota, Sordariomycetes, Xylariales, Xylariaceae. The record is from the annotation of a GenBank genome assembly.
AUGACGACGACAGCACGUGCGAAUCUCGGUCCCCUGACCGCGCCGUUCACGUAUCCCGCGAGUUGCACGGUAGCGGUCCAGGCCUGUUCGACCUGCGGCACGUUCUGGCAGGCGCAGACCUGCAGCGACAAUGCGGCCAACACGCAGGGUGUCCAGGACAACGCCGCGUGCUGGCCUCCGCGCGACAACGCGGCUAUAGCGACUGAGGUGGCGUUCGGUGGAUGGGGGUUCUACUCCCCUGGGCUGUCUUGUCCCGUGGGGUUUGCUACGGCUUGUAGUGCAACCGCCAACGUGGCCGGCGGGACUUCGUUCCAGUUCCCACUCGAGGCGGGCGAGACAGGAGUGGGAUGUUGUCCAACCGGGUAUUCUUGCAGUUAUAAAGAGGCAGAAGGCCGCGGUCAAACAUGCUAUAGCGUCGCCGCGGGGAGCUCCUUUGCGGCUGCCAGCUGCUCUUCGGGGAAGACCAUCGACUCCCGUUACUACGACUUGCCGGCUACGGUCACGUUCACUGAUACCGCGGGCGACUCGUCAGUGACGGCGAUCAGCACCGUGAUUGUCUUCGCACCGCUCUUCCAGCUGGUACACCAGGGCGCGGCGGACAUGACACAAACAUCAUCGCAGAGCAGCUCAGCAACGCAAAGUGCGGUUUUAACCUUUUCCAGUUCGACAGGUGGUAGCUCUGCGAGCAGCUCUACCAGCUCGACUGCAUCAUCACAGCCAUCCUCGAGUUCCGCUUCGAUCGCGACGACGGGUCUCUCGACCGGAGCGAAGGCCGGGAUCGGGAUCGGUGUCGGUAUCGGAGCCCUGAUCCUCCUAGCAGCGGCCGCAGCCCUGAUCGUUCGACGGCGAAAGCGAAAAGGGGCGGCGCACGAGAGUGAAAUCAUGACGUCCGAACCGAAGCAUCCGCACCCGUUGUAUCCGCAGCUGGUCCCGCAGCACGUGCACCAGACACCGGCGGUGGAGCUGGAGACGCCGGCUACGGCGACGGAGAUCGGGUCUUCUUAUCAUCAGGUUCCCGAGCUCCCGUCAUGA